Messenger RNA from Marasmius oreades (fairy-ring Marasmius), 1185 nucleotides. RefSeq lists its product as uncharacterized. Gene Ontology annotation, cellular component: membrane. The record is from RefSeq and is a predicted model, not a curated record. The coding region runs from base 1 to 1185 and encodes 394 amino acids. The transcript has 7 exons. Gene Ontology annotation, molecular function: mating-type alpha-factor pheromone receptor activity. Gene Ontology annotation, biological process: G protein-coupled receptor signaling pathway. NCBI's taxonomy places the organism in Eukaryota, Fungi, Basidiomycota, Agaricomycetes, Agaricales, Marasmiaceae.
AUGGCUGGCCAUCCCAAUUUAUUGUUCUCUAUACUCUCCUUCCUUGGUUUCGUUUUAUUGUCUAUCUGUUUGCCAUGGAACAUGAAAGCAUGGAACACUGGCGCCUGCUGUUACAUUAUAUGGACCGCUUUGACAUGCUUAACUCUGUUUAUCAAUUCCGUCGUGUGGGAGGGUAGUGUCAGCGACGUAGCUCCAAUUUGGUGUGAUAUAUCCGCGAAGCUCAUCAUUGGAAUUUCGUCCGCCAUUCCCGCAGCUUCGCUCUGUAUGGACAGGCGUCUCUAUUUAAUGAUCAGCAAGAGGCAAGUGGCCAUCAAUAAAAUCGAGAAACGCCGUGUACUUCUGGAAGACCUCGCCAUUGGGGUUGGUAUACCAGUCUUGCAGAUGAUAGUCCAUUACAUUCCCCAAGGUCACCGGUACGACAUCGCUGAGGAUUUAGGCUGCAGUCCAAGUACAUACAACACUUGGGUAGCCUACGUCCUCUUCGUCUCCUGGCCGUUGGUGAUCGGGGUCGUCGACGCAGUCUAUUGUGUUCUCAAUUUGAUCCACAUUAACCGCAAAGCCAACGCAGACCUUUUCGUUUCCGACCAAGGGGACAAUGCGCUCGACAAACAACGGUACUGGAGAUUAAUGAUCGUCUCCAUUGUCGCAUCUCUCACAACGCUCGGUUUCUCUUCCUUCUUUCUCGCCCAUGACCUAACGACCCUGCGCAUGUCUCCGUGGAUAAGCUGGGAAGAUACGCACUUUCACUUCUCUCAUGUCGGCCUCAUCCCGGCAUUGAUCUGGAGAAACUCAGCUAGCUGGGUAAUGGCACUUACGAGAUGGAUCGUGGUCAUAUGUGCUUUCUUGUUCUUUGCUAUUUUCGGGACGUCGAAGGAAGCAAUCAGGAACUAUCGAGCUGCAUUGCUGGUAGUUUGCGGAUGGUUCAAACGAAGAGAGUUAGAAGAGAAGGAACCUUCACUGGACCAAGGUUCCAAGUUCUCAUCCGAUUCGAUAAUCCUUGAUAUCAGCCUACCCUCUCCCACCAUUGCUUUCGAUAUUGACCUUGAGAGGGCCUCGCAUGAGGGACCUCGAAAUCUUUGGGUGAAUAGAUCCCCCGUCAAUGCCCCUGCUUCAUUUAUUGCUCGUCCCAUGAGGGCACUUCUACCGUUAUCUCCAGGUGCUCCUCCGCCUUAUAGCACUUACUAG